This is a messenger RNA of Drosophila virilis, 876 nucleotides long. Its product is annotated as trypsin beta. The record is from RefSeq and is a predicted model, not a curated record. Gene Ontology annotation, biological process: proteolysis. Gene Ontology annotation, molecular function: serine-type endopeptidase activity. NCBI's taxonomy places the organism in Eukaryota, Metazoa, Arthropoda, Insecta, Diptera, Drosophilidae.
AUGCUUGGAAGUGGACUACUGCUGCUCUUGCGGCUGCUUGGCGGCACAGCUCAGCAUGACACCGACUGGGGCACACAUUUUCUGGACAUGUCAUACGGCCGGGCAACACCAGCCAGCACGGGCAACAUCUCCAGCAAUCCGCACAUCAAUGCCAUUGAGCAUCAGGAGGAGCCACCGACGCGCAUUGUCAACGGCAUACGCAUACCCUGCGAGCGUGCACCCUACCAGGUGGCGCUGCGCUACGAGGGUCAGUUUGUCUGCGGCGGCAGCAUCUUGUCCCGCUAUUGGGUGCUCACGGCCGCCCACUGUGUCGUCGGCUACAGGGGCAACUAUCGGGUGCGUGUGGGCUCCGCUGUGCAGCCAAGCGGCGGCCAGCUGCAUCGGGUGCUGUUUGCUGUGCCCCAUCGCGGCUACAACAAGAAGACCAUGCAGAACGAUGUGGCGCUGCUGCGCCUAGCCACGCCCCUGCGCUAUGGGCGCUGCGUGCAGCCGGCGCGCCUGCCCAGCAGCAGCCGAGAAAAGCAGUCGCCUCCACCGCGCUGCUAUAUGGUCAGCGGCUGGGGCUUGCGCAAGGCGUCAGCACAGAAUGUGCAGCGGCAUCUGCGCGCCACCGUCGUGUGCAGGGUGUCAGCCGGUCGGUGUCGCGGCAUGUACAAAAAAGGCGGCGUGCGCAUCUACAACCAAAUGCUGUGCGCCCAGCGCUUGGGCCACGACAGCUGCUCCGGCGACUCGGGCGGACCGCUGGCAUUUGGACGCACGCUCUACGGCGUCGUCUCCUUUGGGAUUGGCUGUGCCAACAAAAACUAUCCGGGCGUCUAUGUAAAUGUCAGGCGAUUCAGAGGCUGGAUACGCUAUGUCAUCAAGAGCUUCUCUUAA